Molecule: messenger RNA, 983 nt
Organism: Culicoides brevitarsis
Lineage: Eukaryota; Metazoa; Arthropoda; Insecta; Diptera; Ceratopogonidae
Product: mite allergen Der f 3-like
Exons: 2
Coding region: 40-849 (269 amino acids)
Biological process (GO): proteolysis
Molecular function (GO): serine-type endopeptidase activity
Source: RefSeq, a predicted model, not a curated record
AGUUAUUAUUCAACUUGUGCUCGUAGUGAAAAACGCAAAAUGCCGCGAAUUCUUCUAUUUUUAUCGUUUUUUGGACUUUUAACGUUCAUCGAAGCAUCUCCGAAGGUCUUCACGUCGCCCGAAAUGAACCCGUUCGUAGUUGGCGGCAAAAAUGUCGACAUCGCAGAUCAUCCAUACACCGUCGCUGGUUACAGUUACGGAUUUUCCUGUGGCGGAAGCAUCGUCAGCGAAAAUUGGGUUUUAACCGCUGGUCAUUGCUCGAUCAACAGAAUUCAGUACAACGUAACGAAACGCGACGAAAAAGGUCCGAACGUCAUUGAAGUUGCUCAAAGUUACCGACAUCCGCUUUAUCAGGACUACACGAAGUACGACGUUCAAUUGUUGCGAUUGGCGGAAAAAAUUCCCUUCGAUAAGCCCGGCGUCGUUGCUCGUCCCGUGAAAUUUCCGAAACCCUAUUGGGAAGUUGCCGGAAAUUCGUUCGAGACGAAAUCUUUUGUGCUUGGAUGGGGUCUCGAUACGUGGGGAACACUUCCUUUGACUCUCCAGCGGGGCGAUUAUUACGUCAUGAACAACGAGGAUUGCAAGAAAGUUCACGAGGGACUCGUCAAUGUCUAUGAUUCGAAUUGUUGUAAUGGCGUUCGAGGAGGCGGCGUUGCUGAUUGCAAUGGUGAUUCUGGAGGUCCCAUUAUGACAGAAGUUGAUGGACAAGCUGUGCAAUAUUGCAUCGUGUCGUGGAGUGUGAAGCCUUGCACGAAUCCAACGUAUCCAGCGGUUGGCACGAAAACGUCGCAUUAUGUCGAAUGGAUUUCCGAAACGACGGGAAUACCUUUGGAAGAGUUAACAGUCUGAAAAUUUUAGAUUUUUUAGAAUUUUGCUUCAGUUUGGGAGCUAAAAGGCAUUAAAAAUAAAGAAAUUUUUAAUGAAUUACGAUAAAAAAAAUUUAAUUAAUUAUUUAAAAUUAUUUUCCGCACCUUUUUGUUAAA